Messenger RNA from Oryza brachyantha (malo sina), 381 nucleotides. Its product is annotated as stigma-specific STIG1-like protein 3. The record is from RefSeq and is a predicted model, not a curated record. The coding region runs from base 1 to 381 and encodes 126 amino acids. Lineage: Eukaryota; Viridiplantae; Streptophyta; Magnoliopsida; Poales; Poaceae. The transcript has a single exon.
AUGGCCAAAGCCACCAUCCUUCUUCUCCUCGUGCUCGCGGCUGCCGCAGCCAUGGCCACCACCGGUGAAAGCAGAGUCCCUCUCCGAAGGAGUCGGUUUCUCAUGAUGCAGCUGGGUGCCGACCCUCACUACUGCUCCAAGAAGACGGCCGCCGUCUGCCUCGCGCCGGGGAGCCCCGGGCCAACAUCCUGCGGUGGCCAGUGCGUGGAUACAGCCACCAGCGGCGACCACUGCGGCGGCUGCAACAAGGCGUGCAAGCACGGCAGGACCUGCUGCGGCGGCCGCUGCGUCGACCUGCUCUCCGACGGCGGCAACUGCCGCAGCUGCUUCAACCAGUGCAGCAACAAGUGCACCUAUGGCUUCUGCGACUACGCCAUCUGA